CUCCCCCUCCGCCCUCCACGGCGGGAUCCGGGGCGGAUCCAGGCCGGGUUUUGCAGCGGAGCGGUCGAGCAGCGCGUGCUGAUUCUUCAUCUGUCGCCCUCAGUGGUGGUUGGCGGCGGGAGAUCAUGGUGCUGGAAGAACUGUGCGCCGCGCUGUCUGGCGCUUCUGGGGCUGCCCUGGUGUGCUGCUUGGUGGCGGCGGCCGUGGCCAUGCGCUGGUCCCGGCGCAGGAAGGCGCAGGAGGCGGUGGCUCGGGCGCGACGGAGGCAGCAGGCGUCCUUGGACACCAUGGACAAGGCGGUGCAGCGCUUCCGACUCCAGAACCCGGACCUGGACUCUGAAACACUGCUGGCCCUGCCCCUGCCACAACUGGUACAGAAAUUACACAGUGGAGAGCUGUCCCCUGAAGUAGCACUCUUCACCUACUUGGGAAAGGCCUGGGAAGUGAACAGAGGGACCAAUUGUGUGACCUCCUACCUGGCAGACUGUGAGACUCAGUUGUUGGCAGGCCCAAAGCAGGGCCUGCUCUACGGGGUCCCUGUGAGCCUCAAGGAAUGCUUCAGCUAUAAGGGCCAAGAUUCAACUCUGGGCUUGAGCCUGAAUGAGGGGAUGCCAGCCGAGUGCGACAGUGUGGUGGUGCAGGUGCUGAAGCUGCAGGGCGCCGUGCCCUUCGUGCACACCAACAUCCCCCAGUCCAUGUUCAGCUAUGACUGCAGCAACCCCCUCUUUGGCCAGACCAUCAACCCGUGGAGAUCCUGCAAGACCCCAGGUGGUUCGUCGGGUGGUGAGGGGGCCCUCAUUGCGGCUGGAGGCUCCCUCCUGGGGUUGGGCACUGACAUUGGUGGCAGCAUCCGCUUCCCCUCUGCCUUCUGCGGCAUCUGCGGCCUCAAGCCCACAAGCGGCCGCCUCAGCAAGAGUGGCUUGAAGGGCUGUGUCUAUGGACAGGAGGCAGUACACGUCUCAGUUGGCCCCAUGGCCCGGGAUGUGGAGAGCCUGGUGCUGUGCCUGCGAGCCCUGCUGAAUGAGGACAUGUUCCGCUUGGAUCCCACCGUGCCCCCCCUGCCCUUCAAGGAGGAGGUCUACACAAGCUCUCAGCCCCUGCGUGUGGGGUACUAUGAGACUGACAACUACACCAGGCCCACCCCAGCCAUGAAGCGGGCCCUGCUGGAAACCAAGCAGCGCCUUGAGGCUGCCGGCCACACGCUGGUUCCCUUCUUGCCAAGUGACAUACCCCAUGCCUUGGAGAUCCUGUCGACAGGUGGGCUGUUCAGUGACGGUGGCAAGAGCUUCCUGCGGAACUUCAAAGGUGAUUUCGUGGACGACUGCUUGGGGGACCUGGUCUUAAUUCUGAAGCUGCCCAGUUGGCUUAAAAGACUGCUGGCCUUCCUGCUGAAGCCGCUGUUUCCAAGGUUGUCCUCUUUUCUCAGCAACAUGCAGUCUCGGUCGGCUGGAAAGCUCUGGGAACUGCAUCAUGAGAUUGAGCUGUACCGCCAGACUGUGAUUGCUCAGUGGAGAGCGCUGGACCUGGAUGUGCUGCUCACGCCCAUGCUGAGCCCUGCUAUGGACUUGAAUGCCCCAGGCAGGGCCACAGGGGCUGUCAGCUACACCCUGCUCUACAACUGCCUGGACUUCCCCGCGGGGGUAGUGCCUGUCACCAUGGUGACCGCCGAAGAUGAGGCCCAGAUGGAACAUUACAGGGGCUACUUCGGGGAUAUCUGGGACAAGGUGCUGCAGAAGGCCAUGAAAAAGAGCAUAGGGCUGCCUGUGGCCGUGCAGUGUGUGGCUCUGCCCUGGCAGGAGGAGUUGUGUCUGCGGCUCAUGCGGGAGGUGGAGCGACUGAUGUCCUGUGAAAAGCGGCCAUCCUGACUGUAACCCACCUGCCGGCCUGGCUCCAGAGGACCUGGGACCACUCAGUCUAUAGCCCAGCCUCGUCAGGGUAACAAUGCCCUGCAGCAAGGAAGUGUUCAGCAUGGGGCAGAGGCUUCCACAUACCCCUCCACAACUGCCACCAACCCUGCAACAAGAAGCCCAGACUGCCCGAGUCUAUACCUUGCUCCCACCUCUGGUCCCCUCUCAGCCCUGACCCACCCCCCAUGUAGCAGCCAGUAGGUGUGACAUGGGCCAAGGCCCACCAACAACCAAGAAACAGUUCCUCGUC
Messenger RNA from Choloepus didactylus (southern two-toed sloth), 2157 nucleotides. It is a transcript of the gene FAAH, whose product is annotated as fatty acid amide hydrolase. NCBI's taxonomy places the organism in Eukaryota, Metazoa, Chordata, Mammalia, Pilosa, Megalonychidae. Gene Ontology annotation, molecular function: amidase activity; fatty acid amide hydrolase activity. Gene Ontology annotation, biological process: fatty acid catabolic process. The record is from RefSeq and is a predicted model, not a curated record. The transcript is spliced from 15 exons. Bases 126 to 1865 code for a protein of 579 amino acids.